AUGAGUUAUUUAAACAUUUCUCACCAUUCUUCAUUCUCGUGUGUACUGUUGAGGUUUAAAGCUUCCACCUUUUGAACCAUUUCAUUCUCUCACUGUCUUUCAAAUGGAAGGAGGAGGAGGAGGGCAAAGCCGCAACAGCUUCAAAUCAUGGCAGGAAGAAAUUUACUGGACCCAUUUCCAGUUCAUCCAUUUCACUCAAUUUCUUCACAAAGAUUUCCAACAACAACUUGCACUUCCCAAAACAUUUUCGAACAAUGUAAAGAAGAGGUUGCCAAAAAAUGUGACCCUUAAAGGUCCUAGUGGAGUUGUGUAUAAUGUAGAACUGACAACUAGAGACGAUACUUUUUACUUCACGAACGGUUGGCAACGAUUCGUGAAAGACCACUCUUUGAAAGAGAAUGAUUUCCUUGUCUUUAAGUACAAUGGUAAAUCACACUUUGAGGUUUUAAUCUUUGAUGGAGAAAGCUUUUGCGAGAAAGCAGCUUCUUAUUUUGUUGGAAAAUACGAACUUGCUCAAACUGAACAAGGGGAUGGCAAGGCAAAGGAAACAAACAAUUCUGUUGAAGAAGUCAAUAUUGUUUCUAAUGAUGGUGUUGAAUGUGGUUCGCGUGAGAAAUUUCGGCAUAUUAACAAUAUAGGAACACCAUUAGCCGCACCUUUUGAAACUACCAAUGGAAAGACUUUUAAUGCUGGUGUUGAAUUUGCUUCACCGGAGCAGGUCAUGGCCGAUGCAGUCACUAAGACCGCAUCAGCAGCGUUUCCCUCCCAACCAACCGGUAAACGGACCAAGAGGCCUGAUAAUGAGGCUACAGAUGUCCAGAAUAACCGGCGAGGAACAUCACCAGUAGCAGGUUGGAAAACUGACUUUUUUAGUAUGCUUAGCGCAAAACACGGUGUCGCUUCCCCUGAGACUUCUAAAGAUAUGCCAAUGAAUCCUAAAGUCAGCUCAAAACGCAAAAACAAAGUUGAUCUGUCGGAUACUUUGAAGAAGAUUGGUCAAGAAGCUGUUUUAUCCUCCGAAUUUAAGAAAUCCGGUGGAGCUUCAAAUACUUUGAAGAAGAUUCGUCAAGAAGCUGUUUUAUCCACCGAGUUGAACAAAUCUGGUGAAGCUUCAAAUACUUUGAAGAAGAAAGGUCAAGAAGCUGUUUUAUCCACCGACUUGAAGAAAUCUGGUGAAGCUUCAAAUUCUUCGAAGAAGAUUGGUCAAGAAGCUGUUUUAUCCACUGACUUGAAGAAAUCUGGUGAAGCUUCAAAUACUUUGAAGAAGAUUGGCCAAGAAGCUGUUUUAUCAACCGAAUCGAAGAAAUCUGACGAAGCUUCAAAUACUAUGAAGAAAAUUGGGAUUUGCUCCAUGUCGAAAACUGCUCAUAAAAAGUUGGCUACACCGAAGAGACAUCUUGUUGAAGAUGAACUAAGCUCCCAGGCUAAAGCUGAUUUGAAAAUGUUGGCUUCACUCGAAAAACAAAAAGCAGCUGAAGCUCUUAAUUCCCCAUUUCCUAAUUUUGUGACAAUCAUGAAGAAGUUAAAUGUCUGUGGAUCACGCACUUUGAGAAUCCCACAGGAGUUCGCUUCUGCUCAUCUCCCCGACUACAAAACAGAACUUACACUUCGUAAUCCAAGAGGCAAAUGUUGGACUGUGAACUCCAUCCCAGAUUCUAAAGGGGGAAAAGCUCACACUUUGUGUGGGGGAUGGAUGGCCUUUGUUCGUGAUAAUGGCAUAAAUAUUGGCGACACGUGCAUUUUCGAGCUCGUUUCGAAUCUUGUUUUCCAGGUUCAUAUAUCUCGAGUCGGAAAGGAAGAUCUUGACAAUCAAAAUGGGACUGUGAAACCUAAUGAUGCUCCAUCUACCUGCUAACUUUUCUUAUUGGUUAGACAGAUAAAUCGGUCUUCAAUGAAGGUUUUCUUGUGGUGAAAGUAUCAAAAGACUUGUUUGUUUCAUGCUGUCUCUUACCAUUCAAAUUUCAAGUAGCUGUAUCAUUGUUAAUCUAGAUCAUAGACUGCAUGCAUUAGUUAUCUAUGCUGCUUUUCAGUUCAUAUCAUUGUUAAUUUGUGAUGGUAUUCUACUGUAACAUUCUGUUGUAACAUUCAGUAAGCUCCUUAAAUGUUGGUCUUGAACUUGAACAUAAUUUAAGAAAAUUAUAGUGUACUAAAUUUUAUGAUAGAGUAAGUUUU
Vicia villosa (hairy vetch) is the source of this 2172-nucleotide messenger RNA. RefSeq names its product B3 domain-containing protein Os03g0619800-like. The transcript has 5 exons. The record is from RefSeq and is a predicted model, not a curated record. Gene Ontology annotation, molecular function: DNA binding. Lineage: Eukaryota; Viridiplantae; Streptophyta; Magnoliopsida; Fabales; Fabaceae. The coding region runs from base 104 to 1855 and encodes 583 amino acids.